AUGUCUUGUGCCGAAGAGUCUGAUGAUCAUUGGAGUUAUGAUGAUCCAUCCAAAUGGCAUGAGCAUUUUCCAGCUGCUCGUGGUACCUCUCAAUUGCCUAUAGAUAUUAAGUAUCAUCAUACGAUUCCUAGACAAUAUCCGCCAUUCACUUUUUCUCGUGAUAGCAUGAAUCAAACUAUGCUAGUAUUGAGAAAUACUGGCCAUCAAAUUGCUGCAACAUUACCACAACAAUCUGAAAGUGAAAAUCAAACGGAUUUGUCGGUUACUGGUGGUGGUCUAACUGGAAAAUUUGAUUUCAUCAAGUUUCAAUUACAUUGGGGUAGAAAUGACAGACAUGGAUCUGAACAUGAAAUUGAUGGACAUACAUUUCCAGCUGAAGCGCAUGUUUUCUAUAAAAAUCUUGAAACGCAACAAACUACUGUAUUUGGAUUUUUUUUUCAUGUUGUUCAGUCACUUCACGACGAAAAUCAUGAAUGGAAGAAAUAUGCACAUAUUGCUAGUCUAUUAACAAAGAUCGAUGAUAAAAUGAAUUGUACUUUCAAUUUAAGCCAUCUGAUGCAAGUUGAGAACAGACGAUUUUUUCGUUAUAUAGGUAGUUUGACAACUCCACCAUGCACUGAAGGCAUUAUAUGGACAAUAUUUGUCGAUCCGAUUCCAAUAGCUGAAGAAAGUUUAAACUUACUUCGUCAUAAUGUGAUGCGAAAAGCCUAUCGACCACUUCAACCAAUAAAUCGUCGAAUUAUUCAUAGAAAUUACAUUCAUUAA
Messenger RNA from Rotaria sp. Silwood1, 765 nucleotides. NCBI's taxonomy places the organism in Eukaryota, Metazoa, Rotifera, Eurotatoria, Philodinida, Philodinidae. The record is from the annotation of a GenBank genome assembly.